Molecule: messenger RNA, 450 nt
Organism: Aspergillus terreus NIH2624
Lineage: Eukaryota; Fungi; Ascomycota; Eurotiomycetes; Eurotiales; Aspergillaceae
Product: 60S ribosomal protein eL14
Exons: 3
Coding region: 1-450 (149 amino acids)
Biological process (GO): translation; ribosomal large subunit biogenesis
Cellular component (GO): ribosome; cytosolic large ribosomal subunit
Molecular function (GO): RNA binding; structural constituent of ribosome
Source: RefSeq, a predicted model, not a curated record
AUGGCCGAUAUCGAUAUCACGAUUGCCCAGUGGAAGCUGGUUGAGGUUGGCCGUGUCGUGCUGAUCCGCCGCGGUCCCUACACCGGCAAGCUCGCUGCCAUUGUCGAGAUUGUCGACCACCGCCGUGUCCUCGUUGACGGUCCCUCCACCGAGGAGAACAAGAUCGUCCCCCGUCACGUCCUUCCUCUCGCCCACGCCACCCUCACCCACUUCGUGAUCCCCCAGCUGCCCCGUGCUGCCGGCACCGGCCCUGUGCGCAAGCUCUGGCAGAAGAACGAGAUCGAUGGCAAGUGGGCCAAGAGCUCCAUUGCCCAGAAGACCGAGCGUGCUGAGCGCCGGAAGAACCUGAACGACUUUGAGCGCUUCAAGGUUCUGCGCCUCCGGAAGCAGGCUCGCUUCGAGGUCCAGAAGUCUCACGCCAAGCUCCGGGCGGCUGCUCCUAAGGCGUAA